UGCUUUGGACCCAUAGCUGCCUAAAAUGCGCUAAUUAGCCCAACAGGAUUUUUUGCUUGUGCUGUGUGUUUACGCUGGAAUAAUAAACUUUCUCAGCAAAUGUUUUCAAGGGGCCCUUUCUCAUGUGCCAGAGACGACAUGAAUCACUAUCUCAGAUGGACUGUUUUCCUGUGGAUCGUAAAUUCCAUUCCUUUUACUUCAGGAAUGGCAGUCAAUGAGAGAAUAGAUCAUACAUGUCCAUCCUUAAAGCUGGAGGAGAUAUGGCAUACCAAUGUGAACAUUCACAGAGAAUUCACAGGAUUCGAUUUAGCUGAGAAGUUCCUUCUGAGAAAAGGCAUGGUGACGGACGACAGGCUAUUGUUUAGACUGGGGAGCAAACCCCUGUUUAAACCAACAGAAUCUGUGUUCCCAAAUGGACUUUCUCAUGAAUACUCCAUCAUCGCCACGUUCCGGCUCAGAAAAACCACAAAGAGAGAUCGCUGGUUUGUUCUGCAGAUCUUUGAUAAAAGUGGAGAAACACAGGUGUCAUUAAUAGUGGAUGGGGCUAAAAAAACAGUAGAGUUUUUAGCUCAGGGUUUUCUGAAGGACAGACUCCUGUACACCUUCAAGAACCGAGACCUACACGCCCUCUUCGAUCGACAGUUUCACAAGCUGGGCGUUUCUGUCGAGAGCAACGCCGUCUCCAUCUACCUGGACUGCAAAUUAAUCGAACGUCAGGUGACCGCUGAAAGGUCCGGCAUGGAUGCGAGCGGACGCACCUUCAUCACCACUCGAGUGGAGGACGGACGUCCAGUGGAUAUUGAGCUUCAAGAGAUUCUGGUCUUCUGUGAUGCUAGAAUAGCUGACAUGGACAGAUGCUGCGAUUCUCCUGGAGUUACGUGUGAACCUGUAGUAACCCACAACCCCACGGCGGCCCCGCUGGUCACAGGAUACCUCCACAGAAUGCUGUCCAUGCCAGCUCAGCUCCCCACCGACCGAUGCCACUGUCCCGCUCUGAAGGCGGAUCAAGGGCUUCCGGUUUUGGCAGGACAUUCUGGACAAAAGGGAGAUAAAGGAGACAUGGGUUUGAAAGGGGAUCCCGGACCUCAAGGUGUACCCGGUCUCAAAGGUGAUAAAGGGGAUCCAGGCACACCGGUUUCAGGAACAUUGCCGAUUGAAAAGCAAGAUCAAAAAGGAGAACAGGGUCCCCCAGGAGUUCCUGGAGAAAAGGGAGAUCCUGGCCUGCCCGGUCAACCAGGAGCACCAGGGAAAGAGGGCAAAAGGGGCCGGCGGGGAAAAUCAGGAGAACCGGGCACUCCAGGACCACCGGGUCCACCUGGUACAUGUGAUGCUGCAGCUGUUAAGGGGGUGAAGGGUGACCCGGGCCUCACAGGAAUGGAUGGACAGAAGGGUGAUGGAGGGAACGCUGGUUUGCCUGGCCUGGAGGGAGCCGGUGGAAUAAAAGGGCAAAAGGGUGAAGAAGGACCCAAAGGACCGGCGGGCCCCGUCAUCACAGCACAUGGACUAAGACUUCUUUCUGGAACUGGGGAAGGAGGUGAUAAAGGCCAGAAAGGAGAGAAAGGAGACCAGGGUGAAAAAGGUUCUGAAGGCUCUCAAGGGCUACAGGGCAUUAGUGGAUUGCCUGGACUGCCGGGGACACCAGGACUUGAGGGAAAAGAGGGUCAGCCUGGUCCCAUUGGCCUCCGUGGUCUUCCAGGAGACCCGGGCUCUCCCGGUCAGCCAGGUCUGUCGGGAAAAGAUGGAAUGAAAGGAGAAAAGGGUGAUUCAGGCGGAGCACCGGGACCGAUCGGCCCCCAGGGCCUGAAGGGUGAACCUGGAGAGCCCUGCUCUGUCGGACUUUGCACUGGGGAGGAGGCCGUGUCUGGUCCACGGGGGUCACGGGGUCCUAAGGGUGAGCGAGGUGUACCUGGAGUACCUGGAGAUGCUGGAGAGAAAGGAGAACCUGGGAUUGGAAUCAUGGGACCCCCUGGUCUGAUGGGAUCUAAAGGGGAAACAGGAAUUCAGGGUCCUCGUGGACCUCCAGGAACUGUUGGAUUGCCAGGAAAUAUGGGACCUCCAGGCCCACAAGGCAGACCAGGGUUGCCUGGACCUCCCGGAGAACCGACAGCACUACCCAUUGUGGGAGACAUGGGGACAUUACUGAAGAAUGCCUGCAGUGUGUGUCAAACCAGAGUACCAGGACUACCAGGGCAGAAAGGAGAAAAAGGUUCCUCUGGAGCUCUGGGUAUCCCAGGAGUGGAUGGAGAAAAGGGGGAUCAGGGUCUGCGGGGCCCAGCUGGUAAUCCUGGAAAAGAGGGUCCGAAGGGAGUGAAGGGUGAGAGAGGCUUUCCCGGUCCAAUGGGGGACAAGGGUGAUGAGGGGACCCCGGGUGUGCCAGGAUUGCCUGGAUCCACUGGCCGCACAGGUGCACCGGGACUUCUUGGCAGACCAGGACCUGUUGGCCCCCCAGGACCAAAGGGAGAACGGGGCAGCGAAGGAAUGCAAGGCAGACCCGGACCUCCUGGACCUCCUGGUGUUCCAAUUGCAGAGGGCAAUGGAAUGAGCAGUCUCUAUAAGCUUCAGAAUGGAGCAGCUAAUACAGGCCCGCCCGGACCACCCGGACCCUCUGGGCCCAAAGGAGAUGAAGGAAGGAUGGGUGAGCCAGGACUGAUGGGAUUACCGGGACUAGAGGGGCUGCCAGGUGCUAAGGGUGAUCCUGGGCUUCCUGGUCCUAUUGGUGUUACUGGUCCUGUUGGAAAGCCAGGUCCGCGUGGUGAGAGAGGGAUCCCUGGAGAGCCGGGAGAACGAGGGCCUCUGGGAGAAACUGGCUUCCCUGGACCCGAAGGGCCUCCUGGAGCCCCUGGAAGGCCGGGAAAAGAUGGAAUUCCAGGCUAUGAGGGAGCCACAGGUAGACCUGGAGACAGAGGCACUAAAGGAGAACGGGGAGAUCAGGGGAUUUCAGGAGAGAGAGGAGUCCAGGGAGAACGAGGGAAAGCUGGAGACAGAGGGCCCAUUGGUCCCCAGGGGCCGCCUGGUGAGAAAGGAGAACCGGGCUCACCUGGAUCUUCAACAACACUAUUGGGAGAUAGAGCUGCCUUGGAGGAAAUUAAAACAUUCAUCCGAAAUGAAGUAUUGCGUGUAUUUGAAGAGAGGUUUUCAGACAGUUACUCUUCGCUGCAGAAGACACCAGCAGCUAUAUUAGCCGCACAGGCUCGACAAGGCCCUCCGGGGCCACCGGGUAACGAUGGCUCCCCAGGACCCCCUGGAGAGCCAGGACCUCCAGGCUCCCAAGGGUAUCGAGGGCAGAAAGGAGAACGAGGUCAAAUGGGUUUGGGAAUUCCAGGAGCUCCAGGCCCAACUGGCCCACCAGGUUCACCAGGAAUGGGAUUCCAGGGGCCUCCAGGUGCCCCGGGGCCCCAAGGUCCGCAGGGAAAAUGUAACCCCAGUGACUGCUUCCAUCCUCACGCCAGACGGGACGGGUAGAAUCCUACGCUUCCUCAUCAAACCUGAUAAGAAACCAAUGAACCAGCUCAUCUACAUAAGCUUCAAAAUCCUAUUAAAAAGAAAUGGAGGAGAAGACUCGAGCAAACCUCAUCCCCGUAGUGCAGCCAUGACUGGUGAUGUCAUUUCAUCAUUUAUCUCCGUUUCAUUUCCUAUGUUUGUGACCAAUGCAUUUACUCAUUUCCCAUGUUUUGUCGGUAUGGUGUGAGAAUUCAAGUCCCGUCAUUACACUAAUCACAAUGGACAGGUUUAUAUGAGACGGCGAAUGGAGGUGAAAUGAGAAUUUUACGUGCGUUCGCUUAUUUUCUUCAGGCUGAUGUGAAGUCGAGUUUUAAUUAAAUUGUGAUGGCGCUAUGCAAUCUAAUAUAGAACAUAUGAUAACAAAUAUUAAGUUAAUGUAAAUAACAGGCUUUUUUUUUUUUUUGCU
Messenger RNA from Pimephales promelas (fathead minnow), 3907 nucleotides. It is a transcript of the gene col19a1, whose product is annotated as collagen, type XIX, alpha 1. Gene Ontology annotation, molecular function: extracellular matrix structural constituent conferring tensile strength. NCBI's taxonomy places the organism in Eukaryota, Metazoa, Chordata, Actinopteri, Cypriniformes, Leuciscidae. The record is from RefSeq and is a predicted model, not a curated record. Gene Ontology annotation, biological process: extracellular matrix organization.